This is a messenger RNA of Erythranthe guttata (spotted monkey flower), 1236 nucleotides long. Lineage: Eukaryota; Viridiplantae; Streptophyta; Magnoliopsida; Lamiales; Phrymaceae. The record is from RefSeq and is a predicted model, not a curated record.
AUGAAGUGGAACGAUAUACAUCCCGACAAAUUGGUGCUCCAAUACUUGGCUCCUCGUGAAAGAAUGUUUGUCACAUUGACUUCUGACGAAGACUUGGUGAAUAUGGUUACAUUGAAUUUGGUAAUGCACAUGAUUGUGGUCGACAUUGUAGUGAGCCGCACUGAUGAACAUGAUGGGCGUAGAAAGAGGGCCCCCAGCCACGGUGAGUCUGUUAAUUCCAACAGUCCGUUGCAAAUUGAGUACAAUCCGCUUGGAGAUUCAAUUGGUGCAUGGAGACAUUGCAUACAUGAGGAGAAUCAAAUUUUCAAAGAUGCUAAUGAUUUUAGGUUUAUGCUAAAAAAUUACUGCAUUGCUAACAACCGAAGCUUGAAGUACAAGAAAAAUGAUCAACAAAAGAUCAUAGCCGUAUGCAUUGUUGAAAAUUGCAAAUGGAGGCUUUAUGCAUCAGUUCAUAAAUUAGACAAGUUAUUCGGCAUUCGCAAAUGUAUUCUUGAGCACAGUUGUGGUGAUGCUACUCUUCGUACAAGGGGUCAUCCCAAAGCCGAUGCUACGUGGAUUUCGCAACUUAUGAAACAAAAAUUGAGAGAUGAGCCAGGUUACAAACCAAUCGCUAUUUUGAAUGAGGUUCAAAGAAAGUACGGUGUGGAGCUUAAGUACUAUACGGAGUGGAGAGGUAAGGAAAAAGAAAUGUAUGACAUUCAUGGGGAUGAGUCGAACUGUUAUGAUAAACUGAGAUGUUAUUGUCGUGCAUUAAAACUGAAUAACCCUGGUAGUUGUGCCGAUUAUGAGAUUGACCUUCAAACUCAAAAGUUUCUUCGGAUCUUUAUUAGUUUUGGAAAUUCUAUUUUGGGUUUCCACCUUGGGUGUAGGCAAAUGAUAUGUUUGGAUGGGACUCAUAUUAAAAAUAAGUUCAAAGGUUGCUUACUUUCUGUUGUGUCCAAAGAUCCAAAUGAUGAGUUAUACACAUUGGCCUAUGCAAUUGUUGAUGCCGAGAAUGAUAGAAAUUGGGAGUGGUUUUGUAAUAAGAUGAAAGAGAUUCUUGUUUAUCACAAUGGGGGUUUAUUGAAAAAUUACACAAUUUUCUCCGAUCGUCAUUCGGAGCUUAUUAAAGCCAUUCCACUGGGAGGCUAUUUUACUGUUGCCCAGACCAUGGCUAUUCUCAUUGGUGUGAGCCAUUUGAAAUUGGGCAAACUUUCUCCCACAACUAUUCUCGAUAUGAAGAAAGUGAAGCUAUGA